Messenger RNA from Mauremys mutica (yellowpond turtle), 1661 nucleotides. RefSeq names its product RAD9-HUS1-RAD1 interacting nuclear orphan 1 (gene RHNO1). The record is from RefSeq and is a predicted model, not a curated record. Gene Ontology annotation, biological process: DNA damage checkpoint signaling; cellular response to ionizing radiation; recombinational repair. NCBI's taxonomy places the organism in Eukaryota, Metazoa, Chordata, Testudines, Geoemydidae. The coding region runs from base 265 to 1101 and encodes 278 amino acids. The transcript has 3 exons. Gene Ontology annotation, cellular component: chromosome; nucleus.
AAGAUUCUGUUCAGUUUAAUUCACUAUACAGAUCUCCUUGCAGCAGUGAAUUCGGCAGAAAUUGUGUCAGUUCCAUGUUGCUGCUGGUUAGUGAAGCUCUUCCCAGCAGCAAGGUGGCGCUGGAUAUAUUCGCAGUGCAGAGGAUGCCCCAAUAAAACAAGUCCAUGAGAGAGAUUUGGGUGCAGUUUGUCAUCUCCUUCCUCUUCCCCUAACUGGCUCCACCAGGCAUCAUGAGGUUUCUUAGUGACUUUCUCACACCUUUUGAUGCCUCCAAAGAAGAAAUGCAUCCGCCAGGCCCGCAAGGCACAACUGCAGUUCCUUGAAACUCCAAGAGAGGGGCCUACACAUCACUAUGGAUCUCCACUGCCUUUGGCUGAGAACCCAAGACAUGUUUCUACCAAACCUCUAGACCAGAAUGCCUCCAUCUCAUGGGUGUCUCCACAGUUUGAAAGCACUGUGUCAACAGGCUUCAAGAGAUGUCAGAGGCAGCGCCAUGUUGCCCACAGCUUCCAGAGCCGGGAUGAUAGUCGUGGUUUCCUCCAUGUGGGAGGAGUGUGUCGGAAACAAACAGUCUGCAAAUUUCCUCCUUUAAUGUUUGAGGCUCCACAGGCACACCCCUAUGCUUCAGCAACAGAGUACUCAGACUCUUGUGGUAACCCAGGUAACUGUGCAAAGACAUGCCAUAUCCAGCCAAAGAGGGGUGCUGCAGCAAAGCCCAGUACCUCAGUGGGCAAGCCUAAGAGCUGUAGAAAAGGGGCCUCUUGGUUUCCUAACCAGGAUGCUGAGCCAGAUGUCUUCAGUCCACCAGAUCUACGGACUCCAGAGCUGCCCUCUAUGAGAAGCUAUGGAUGCAGUGGUACUUUGCCACAGAUGAACACCCUCUCUCCGAAUCCACAUAGUGUUUUUGAUCUCUGUGCUGAUACCACUGAGAGCCUUGAACCAACAUCUGUACUGGUCAAGGAUACCCCAGAGCAUGAGUACGGAGUGAAGGUAACAUGGAGAAAACGGUCUCACCUGAUGAGAUACCUGAGGGAGAAGGGGAUGCUGAGCCCAAGUGACAUCCUAGUGAAGACUGUAAGUGCUGAUCCCAGUCAGUGCUGAUCCCUUUGUAAAAGGACACGCUGCCUUUGACUUGAGGGGCACAGUAACUGAAAUCCCUCUUUGCUGGCUCCAAAAGCAAUGGCCAUUGCUAAGCCUAGUUGGGAGAUCAGUGACAGGCUAAAGAGAAGAACCAGGACUUAUAGUGUAAGCUAAGACUGCUUGGUGCUGCAGAGAGAUGCUCCUCUCUCUCCCCCCCACCCCCCCCCCGAGUGCUGUCUAGCCUGGCGGAAAAUCAGUCUGCACUGGAUGGUGAUGGGCGGGGGCGGGGCUGAGAGGUUCUAUACCGACCCCGGGACGUGGCCCUCCCACGUGGCCCGCUCUCCCCCGCGCCUGGGCCCCGCUCUCUUUGUAGGGCGGGGAUGCGCUUUCCGCACCCUGCUCCAGCCCGGGUGCGCGAGCGGCCCACGCUGGCGUCUCCGUGUCCGGCCCUGUUAGCCCCUCCCCGCCUCGUCGGAGCCUCCGCGGCACAGCCGCCCCCGGCACGAGCCAAGGGGGUGGGCCCACAGCCACCUUGCAACAGGCACGCGCGGGUUCUGCCCCACCCCUUCCAGGCACCAGCC